Molecule: messenger RNA, 741 nt
Organism: Caenorhabditis remanei
Lineage: Eukaryota; Metazoa; Nematoda; Chromadorea; Rhabditida; Rhabditidae
Exons: 6
Coding region: 1-741 (246 amino acids)
Biological process (GO): vesicle fusion; vesicle-mediated transport
Cellular component (GO): SNARE complex; plasma membrane
Molecular function (GO): syntaxin binding; SNAP receptor activity
Source: RefSeq, a predicted model, not a curated record
AUGCCGGGACGAGUAAUGUCAGUUGUUUUGUGCCGUCCGACGGUAUCCGGUGACAUGAUGCCAGUCGCAAUGGGAAAUUAUGAGAAUAUCGAGGAGGCGACCAAGUAUAAUGAUGUCAAAACCGCCGAAUGGUAUUCGGAAGUGAUAAAAUUGAUCAAAUCACGUGUGAGAACGUAUUUUAACAAUGAUGGAGUCAUUGAGUUGGAUGAAGGAUACCAUCUCUACUUCGUCGUCGUCAUCGAAACGUUCUCGACAAUGGUCUACUGUUGUGUGUCUGAAACAGGAAUGGAACUGGAAGAGGCUCUUGACUUUUUGAAUUCAAAAAUUCGAUCGAUAAUGUCAUCGUCGAACAUCCAAAUGGUGAUUUCUCAAUCGAAUCCAUACGAUUUGUUGGGACUCCUUCAACCCGAUAUUUUGAAGUUUAUUAAACAACACAACGACUCGUUCCCGAGUGCUCAUCAACAACGAAUGAUUGAUAUUCGUCGGCAGGUUGAUGAUGUUCGACAGGUGAUGGCUGACAACGUGGAGAGAAUAAUGGAACGAGGCGAGCGAUUGGAGAAUAUGGAAAAUCGAACGGAGGCGUUGAGAACAUCGGCCACCUCAUUCAAAUCCACCGCUCGUCGUGUCCAACGUCAUUUCUGUCAGAAGAAUCUCAAAUGGACACUGAUUCUUCUACUUGUCGUCACCGUCUUCGUCGUCGCUAUUGUGCUCACCAUUUUGCACAAGAAUGGAGUAAUUUGA